UGGCCGGCUGUUUCCCGGUACAGGCGGCGCGGGUGUCGCGGCGGGUUGUGCCCGCUCCCCUCGCCCUCCCCGCGGUAGAGGUGGAGCCGCCGGUUCCCCGCCCGCCGCGGCCGUGGCCAUGCUGCGCGGAGCGGCGGCGGCGGCGGCCCGGCGCUGCGGCCCCGGCCCCGGGAAGGCGGCGGCCCGGCGGUGUUGCGGCGCCGGGCGGCAGCGGCGGGAGUGGGUGCCGCCGGCGGGGCGGGACAGCGGGAUCGUGGCUUACAACAGCCGGAGCCGGAGCAAGGAGCCGCUCGUACUGGCCACGGGAGGAGUGGCGACCUGGUACAGCUGCGGGCCGACGGUGUACGACCGGGCACACCUCGGGCACGCCUGCUCCUAUGUUAGGUUUGAUAUAAUUCGAAGGAUAAUGACUAGGUUUUUUGGAAUUGAAGUUAUCAUGGUGAUGGGGAUCACAGACAUAGAUGACAAGAUAAUAAAAAGAGCCAAUGAGAUGAAUAUAUCCCCAGUAGCUCUUGCUCGUAUUUAUGAAGAAGACUUUAAACAAGAUAUGGCUGCCUUAAAGGUUCUUCCUCCUACAGUAUAUAUGAGAGUGACUGACAAUAUUCCUCAGAUAAUUUCCUUUAUAAAAACAAUAAUUGCUAGUGGACAAGCUUACGCAACCUCGCAAGGCAAUGUUUAUUUUGAUGUUAAGUCUUGGGGAAAAAGAUACGGAGUAUUAACUACUAUUUAUCCUGAUACCCAAGAUGAAGUGGUUGGUACUGAUAAACGACAUGGUAAAGAUUUUGCCUUGUGGAAGGCUGCCAAACCUCAAGAGCUGUCUUGGACUUCUCCCUGGGGAAAAGGAAGACCUGGAUGGCACAUUGAGUGUUCCACAAUAUCAAGUGCAGUGUUUGGAAAGCAGCUGGACAUCCAUACUGGUGGAAUAGAUCUUGCAUUUCCUCAUCAUGAAAAUGAAAUUGCACAGUGCGAGGUGUAUCAUCAGUGCGAGCAAUGGGGGAAUUACUUUUUGCAUUCUGGGCAUUUGCAUGUUAAAGGAAGUCAAGAAAAAAUGUCCAAGUCAUUAAAAAACUUCAUAACAAUUAAGGAUUUCCUGAAGAAAUUUUCAUCAGAUCAAUUCAGGAUGUUUUGUCUGCGCAGCAGAUACAGCUCAGCAGUAGAAUUUAGUGACGACACCAUGGAUGAUGCAAAGCACCUUCUUCAGGCAAUCUCCUCAUUUAUCAGAGAUGCAAAUGCUUAUAUUAAAGGACAGCUGGUAUGUGACCCCGUUAGAGAAGACAUACUGUGGGAAAGGCUAGCCAACACAAAAGUAACCGUGAAGGCUGCGUUUGCAGAUGACUUUGACACCUCCAGGGCUGUUGCAGCAAUUAUGGACCUCAUUCACCAUGGCAACAGACAGCUUAAGGCUGUUACUAAGGAUGCUGGAUCUCCUAGAAGCUCUGUUGUGUAUGGAAGCAUUAUUUCCUAUAUAGAAGGCUUUUUUAAUGCCCUUGGGAUGUCCUUUGGAGAAAGACAGGUGGCUCUGGGAGGAGACAACUCUGCUGUGCUCUCUAACGUCAUUGACGAGCUUGUAAGGUUCCGCGCGAAGGUCCGUCAUUACGCGCUUGCUCUGCCGGAAGAAGCAGACGCAGUGCCAAUGGAGGGUGUCGCGGCAGCCGAAGGAGCGAAACAGGAACAGAAGGAAAAGAGGCAGCAGUUAAUACAGGAGAGAAAACCCCUCCUGGAGGCUUGUGACAGUCUGCGUGGAGACCUUGCUGCCUUCGGAAUCCACAUAAAGGACAGAGCUGCUGUUUCAACCUGGGAAAUCGAGGAAGGAGGGCAAGUGGGGCAGCAGACCAAGAAAAAAAGCUGAAACUUCAUCCCUGGACUUUUUUAUUUUGGCUGCUUUGGCAACAGUUGUAAAUACUAACGCUUUCCAAAUAAAAUCUUUGGAACAGAA
This is a messenger RNA of Harpia harpyja (harpy eagle), 1936 nucleotides long. It is a transcript of the gene CARS2, whose product is annotated as cysteinyl-tRNA synthetase 2, mitochondrial. Bases 119 to 1849 code for a protein of 576 amino acids. Gene Ontology annotation, biological process: cysteinyl-tRNA aminoacylation. Gene Ontology annotation, cellular component: cytoplasm. Lineage: Eukaryota; Metazoa; Chordata; Aves; Accipitriformes; Accipitridae. The transcript is spliced from 15 exons. The record is from RefSeq and is a predicted model, not a curated record. Gene Ontology annotation, molecular function: ATP binding; cysteine-tRNA ligase activity.